Rhincodon typus (whale shark) is the source of this 2206-nucleotide messenger RNA. RefSeq names its product mex-3 RNA binding family member B (gene mex3b). Bases 95 to 1735 code for a protein of 546 amino acids. NCBI's taxonomy places the organism in Eukaryota, Metazoa, Chordata, Chondrichthyes, Orectolobiformes, Rhincodontidae. The transcript has 2 exons. The record is from RefSeq and is a predicted model, not a curated record. Gene Ontology annotation, molecular function: RNA binding.
CCGUUUGCUUUUGUCUGAUUCCUUCCUGCUUCUCUCGGGCUCAGCCUCUCUUCUCUCUCUCUCUUUCCCUCUCUCUCUCCCCUUUCAUAAAAAGAUGCCGAGCUCGCUCUUCACCGACAUGGAGCGGAACUCCGGCGGCAGCAGCAACAAUAACAACGGAGGAGGAGGGGAGACGCUGGAUGACCAGAGAGCGCUGCAGAUCGCCCUGGAUCAGCUCUCGCUGCUCGGUUUGGACAACGACGAGAACUCCAUUUACGAUAACGAGCCGAGGAAGAAGAGCGUCAACAUGACCGAGUGCGUGCCUGUGCCGAGCUCGGAGCAUGUAGCAGAGAUCGUGGGCAGACAAGGUUGCAAAAUCAAAGCUUUGCGGGCAAAGACCAACACCUACAUCAAAACCCCGGUGCGUGGGGAGGAGCCUGUCUUCGUUGUGACCGGUCGCAAGGAGGAUGUGGCCAUGGCCAGGCGGGAGAUCAUCUCGGCAGCCGAGCAUUUCUCCAUGAUCCGAGCUUCCCGCAACAAGAACACGGCGCUGAACGGAGCGGCGCCAGGCCCCCCGAAUCUGCCGGGUCAGACCACCAUCCAGGUGCGGGUCCCUUACCGGGUAGUGGGCCUGGUGGUGGGGCCUAAAGGAGCGACCAUCAAACGCAUCCAGCAGCAGACCCACACUUACAUCGUCACCCCGAGCCGGGACAAGGAGCCGGUCUUCGAGGUGACGGGGAUGCCCGAGAACGUGGACCGGGCGCGGGAGGAGAUCGAGGCUCACAUCGCCAUGAGAACCGGCGGCCUGAUCGAACUCACCGACGACAACGAUUUCCACGCGAACGGUACCGACGUAGGUUUCGAGCUGGGCGGCCCGGGCAGCCUGUGGAACAAGCCGACCCCCGGCCGUAAACCGUUCUCCACUUACCGGAACGACAGCUCGAGUUCGCUAGGCAGCGCAUCCACCGACUCUUACUUCAGCCCGGCCGGCCGCUUGGCCGACUACAGCCCGCCCGCUCACUUCCCCGCCAACGGAGGCGGCGGCAGCAGCUUCGUGUACGGUGGGGAACCUCUCCCCGCCUCCCUGACCGGAGAAACUGAGCGGGACUUGGGUUUCGAGUCUCCCGGUUUCGACCCGGCCCCUGCCCCCCCGGCCAUCAUCUGGUCGCAGUUCGAGCGCUCCAACCCGCCCGGCGCUUCCACUAACGGCGUGUCUUCGGCGCAGCAGCAACGGCGGGCCAGCAGCGUCGGUUCGGCGGGAGCUCCGCCGCCCCGGCUCUCACCACCUCCUCCCCCACCCCCGCCGCCUCCUCCUCCCCCUCCUCCGCCGCUGGGCCUGAACGGAGCCGCCGCUGGGGGUGAGCACCAUCCGCUGGCCCGGCGGGUACGCAGUGACCCCCUGAGCGGGGUGCCCUCAACUAUCGGCCUGGUCCCUUUCGCCAACGGCGGACCCGCCACUGCUCUGCUGCCCGGGGGCAGUCACCUCGCCGGCGGCAUCCCAGCCGAGCCCAGCGGCUCCUGCUCAUCGUCCUCGUCCUCCUCUUCCUCGUCCUCCUCAUCGUCCUCCUCCAGUAUGAGGCGGAAAGGCAGCCGGGACUGUCUGAUGUGUCUGGAGAGCGAGGUGAUCGCUGCCCUGGUCCCCUGUGGCCACAACCUUUUCUGUAUGGAGUGUGCGAACAGAAUCUGCGAGAAGACUGAGCCUGAGUGUCCAGUCUGCCGCAAAGCUGUAACUCAGGCGAUUCGUAUAUUUUCUUAAAAAAAACACCAGGCAGGAGCAAAAUCCUUUGUAAUACUGCAUCACUGAGAUCCAGAAAAGAGUUAGCAAAAAAAAACUACAUAUCGCGUAUAUUAUGUGAAAAUCCGCAGGUUUUAACAAAAAAAGAGAAUUCUAAAAAAAAGAGAAUUGCAUUACAGAUUGAAGUAUUUUAUUCUUUUUUGACUUGAAAAAUUAUAUUUCGUAUGGCAGAUGUUUACAAGUAUUUUAAUUUAAUUUCAGUGAGACUUUUUUGUAGCUGGGUUAAAUCUUUUUAUUUUCGAAUGGCCUUAAACCAGGGCGCCACGAACACUGUAUGGUUUUGUUAGUAUCUCACACAAUACUGUUGCCUGGCUCUUGAGACGCAACACCAAUGUGUAGACACGAGCAGUAUUCAGGAGGGAAGGCGGUUUCAGCAGAAACAGAAGUGGACAAAAAAAAGACUUCUUUAAAAAAAAAACCCGCUUCACCCAA